Molecule: messenger RNA, 2170 nt
Organism: Aphanomyces astaci
Lineage: Eukaryota; Oomycota; Saprolegniomycetes; Saprolegniales; Verrucalvaceae
Exons: 1
Coding region: 50-2083 (677 amino acids)
Source: RefSeq, a predicted model, not a curated record
GCGCCGUUUCACUUUGUCACGACUGACUGGUCAAACCAAAACUUGUUCCAUGCGGGAGGGGCUCGUUGUCGUGCGAUAUGUGGGUCUGGCGAUGUCGUUUUGUGUGUUGGUGGCAUUGACGGUUGUGGACUUAUCGUGGUGGGCUCGCGUCCAGUCGUUGCUGACACUGCCCACACAUGGAACCUCCCUCCUCCGAGAGCACGGGACCACGCACUCAUCGUUCGUGCGUGCUGCCGUACUGCACGUCGCUCGGCCGGACGAAGCCUCUUUCACUCCGAUGUUCCGUCGCCUCCAUCGCAGCUGGAUCGCCAUGUCGUUGCACGAGCCGCCCUCUUGGCGCACUGACAUCGUUGUCGUAACCGACGCGCCCUACGUGUUUGAGUGGUUGGCGGUGCUGAAUUGCUCCGUGCACCCUCGACAGAACGCGUCGCAGCCCAACAUGUGUGUGGUCGCGACCAAGUUCGCUCCUCAUUCAUCUUCGUCUGGGGUGAAUUUACCUCCGGGAUUAGAUCCCAGCAUCGAGGUGUUUCGGGCGUUGAGCGUCGUGUCGGCCUCCACGUACGACUGGCUCCUCCGAACCGACGUGGACACGUUCCUCGCUCCUGGUUUUGCCACGUACCGCCCCAACUCGCUGGCGGUCAAUGUCGGCGCGUACAUCCAGCCCAACUGCGGCACGACCACCCACUUGGACACCAUCGCAGCGCGGCUGAAUUUGACAAGUCAAAACGUGUCCAACAUCGGGUCCACAUGGUACGGUCCGACAGCCCUCAUGCAGACCUGCGCGGCGCAAACCGUGGGGCUCAUGGAGACGUUGUACCUGCACGACUUUACAGACGUCGAGAAAAGGCCGGCCUAUGGAAACCAGGGGUGGCCCCAAUGGCAUGUGGGGGUGCUGGGGUCGUACGCCGGGCAUCUGGCUAUCCGACAUUGCACUGCAUCAGUUGGCGUCGUCUUGGCCGGGAAUGUGCUCAACGUUCCGUCGACGUCGGUCGACAUGGCCAGCCACGUGGCCCACAUUCACGCGACGCACGACGACGACGACGACGCUAUUCUGUCUUUGCCUCGGAAUAACACCACCAAGGACGCCACAACCGUUCGCGACUACACAUUGGCCAUAACGUUGUCCUCAAGCUCUGUCUUGUCGCCUUCGCCAGCCAGCAUCACCUCGACAUUUAUACGCGCCGCGGUCGUGUACUUGCCGUCCACCGAAGCUCGUUUUCUGCACGAGUUUCGAUGGUUUCAUCGCAGUUGGCAGGCCAUGCAAGCGUUCGAGCCUCCGGGGUGGCGCACGGACAUUGUCGUCGUCACCAACGGCCUCGUGCCGACGCUGGACGAGCUCAACUGCACGUCGAUGCCCCGUGAACACGCCACCGACCCCAACCGGUGCAUCGUAGUGGCCACUUAUACCAGCUUGUACUCGCCGGCGUUUCCGUAUGCGUACGCGGACUCUGUCAAUGUGUUGGCUGUGACGCCGUUGGGGGCAUACGAUUGGGUGCUCCGGACAGACAUGGACACGUUCUUGACGCCCGCGUUUGCCACGUGGAAGCCGUCGCUGUUUGUCGUGGGCAUGGGGGGGUACAAUGUGAUGGGAUCGACUAACGACCGCCUCGACGCCAUCAUCGUCCAGCUCAACUUGACCGCGAAAACGGUGGAUAACGUUGGCUCGACCUGGUACGGCCCCACUGCUCUCGUACAGCAAUGCGCCCAGCUGUCCAUGGACGUCCAAAUGUACAUGUAUGCAAACGAAUUCACGGACGAGGAGAAGAGCCCUGAAUACGGCAUCAAGGGUUGGCCGAAUUGGCAUGUGGGGGUCCUCUCCAUGUACGGGGGGCACGUUGCCAUCAACCACUGCACCCGCGACUUUGGGGUUGUCAAGGAUGCACACAAUUUAGACUUUCCCACCACGUCGCAUGAGUCCCCCACGCGACAUGCUCACCUUCAUACGUGGCAGGAUAGCAACCGGUUCUCCAAGUUUGCGUUCGCCGACGGCGCGUACAAAAACGAAAACAAGUCGGCGUUGGAUCUGGAUGACAUUAGUGAUUACGCCAUGUACAUGGCGUUGGAUUCACAGCCACGGGCAUAAGCAUGGCAAACGGUAGUCUUGACGAACGAUUAGCUUUUAUAUGCUGAAGUGGCCCCAAUAAAGUACUAGUAUGUGUGUGUGUGUGAA